AUGCUCCCAGGAUUAGAUCAUCUUCGCAAUAUCACUGCUCGCUCCGCAACUAUCCAGUAUGACCACAGCAUCGAAGAUCUGUAUUAUGCCACUACAUUCUUCCUCGAUGAUUGUCAAGAUGGCGAGUGUUCAUGUUUAGAUGGUGAGAUGUGUAGUCUUCGCGUGCCUGGCGAGAACUUCAUGCUUGCUAAUAACGACGACGAUGACGACGACUGCAGUCUCUCAGACAUGUACCCCACGACAGAAGACAUAUCUCAGCUUAUAGAUGAGUUCGUCAAUGCGGACAUGUUUGACGUAUACGAAGUUCAUACAGGCAUUUCGGAAGUGCUACCUCUUGACAGUGGAUACUUUGAUACCACUCCACAAGAUGUGAAAGCCUCCAAGGUAAUUGACCAGCUGUUGUACCCGUCUAGCUCUAACGCUGCAUCGUUUAUGUGCGACAACGAGAGUGAUUCUGAUGUCUCUGAUCCAGACGCAGAAAGUUUGUCACUGAAUCACCACCCAAAACUAAAAUAUGUCGACACUGACACAGAUCAGUCUGUCGCUUAUACAGCCUUGAACCAACUAUUGGCAAUGGAGGAAGAAGAACCACGGCCAGUCAUUCACCGCGAUACCGCCGAUGAGGAUGAAGAGCCGGCGGAGAUCGGCCUUGCUGAAUUGGUCUAUCUUCACCCAACAGCAGAAGAUUAUGCAACCUUGCUGCCACUACGAAAUAGCUUGAACCCAAACAGAUCUAGCCCCGACUUGUAUUCAGGCAUUUCUCGGACGCCAGCACCCGUUCAGCCUGAACUCAGUCUCCAGCCCACCGCGCGCCAACGAUGUAAACCAUAUGGACUUUACUCUAGCAAUAGGUCUCGACACCAGCGUCAGAUGCCGCAAUUAAGAGUUGCCACUCAACUCUUACCUAAUCGUCAGCUAUUGCCCAUAAUCUCGGAGGAAGAAUCACCAUGCUCCGGCUCGUCUUCUUCGGGAGACUCUCUGGACUUUGCCAAUCAUCGAGGAUUCGUGAAGCCGCUAGAAAGUCGUCGUUUAGGUUUCCUAGACGACGAUGACUCUGAAUCACCAGCGAUGCCGAUCUCGAACUCAAAUUGCAUCCCUGAACCUCUGAAAACUACAGACAUAGAAGACUACGAAUAUAUGUUUACCAAUGCCAUCUGGAACACUACGCCAGAGCUUACAUUCGUUCAACCCAGCCAGGAAGCAUACCUUGAAAUUGCGCCUGCAUCGGCCGUACCUCCUUCGCUUCUCGAAGCACUUGAGAUCGAGAUCCACAGUCGCCUCACCUUCAUGUUCAACUGCAUGAACAGUGGGAUCCUUGACGAACUACCAGCCCUCAGCAGUGACCUCCAUUGGACACUUUGCGCUCUUUCGGAUGAUUAUCCCGUCUUAACCUUAUUAGACAGCCUAGGCGUAGCUGUAGAAAUUCUUGUUGAGCGGAUGGUAGCCUCUACUACUGCUUCUUAG
Molecule: messenger RNA, 1464 nt
Organism: Alternaria postmessia
Lineage: Eukaryota; Fungi; Ascomycota; Dothideomycetes; Pleosporales; Pleosporaceae
Exons: 1
Coding region: 1-1464 (487 amino acids)
Source: RefSeq, a predicted model, not a curated record